AUGGAGAAAAUCACAACCUCACCCCGUCCCAUAACCCCCCGCCUAGCUCAAAAAUGGUACGAACACUUCAACCUUGACCUAAUCAUCAAAGUCCUGCACCAAACCUUCCUCCACCCCUUCGUCGCAUGGAUCGUCGUCCUCUGUCUCCGCGCGCAGGUCACGCCCACCGACCAUCCAGCAUGGAUCAUCGCGGUAGGGUACGCGACCUUCCUUACGUUACUUGCGGCCGCGAGCAUGCUCAAUCGUCGGUUGGCGUAUGGUUUGCCUCGGGAGGUGGAGCCGAGUCAUGAGGUUAUUGUGAUUACUGGUGGGGGAAGUGGGUUGGGACAGCUUAUUGCGCAGAUUUAUGGAAUGAGGGGUGCUAGUGUUGCGGUAUUGGAUAUUAAGGAGGUCGCCGAGGUGGAUGGGUGGCAUGAGCUGUCGGGCGUGGAGUAUUAUCAGUGCGAUGUCGGGAAUAGGAAGGCUGUGGAGAUGACGGCUAAGAAGAUUGAGGAUGAUCUGGGAAGACCGACGGUGCUCAUCAAUUGCGCCGCAGCGUCUGUACAUGGUGUGCCAUUGCUGUCACUAACCCCCGGAUCCAUGACGAAAACAAUCCAAACAAACCUCCUAGCGCCAUUCCAUCUGAUGCAAACCUUUUUACCGGCGAUGCUGGAAACCAACAUAGGCGGCGUCAUAGUGAAUGUGAGCUCUGUUCUGGGCUAUCUUACACCUGCCGGUCUCUCGGAUUAUUCAGUCAGCAAAGCUGGUCUGAGCGCACUGCAUAAAUCACUCGAGGCUGAGCUGAGAGCCUCCGGCCAUGAUGAUAAGAUCAAGACAUUGUUGGUAGAAACGGGACAGCUCUCGACACCUCUGUUCAAUGGGAUUGAGACACCAAGUCGAUUCUUUGCCCCAAUUCUCGAGCCUAUCCAAGUCGCGUAUGAAAUUGUGUCGGCUAUUGAUAAUGGACAAAGUGGUGUCAUUAGAUUGCCAGCCUUUGCCAAGCUGGUGAAUUGGUAUGCUGUACUGCCUGCAUCCAUCCAAAGGCUCGCCCGUCACCUGAGCGGAAUCGACACCGCUGUUGCAAAAGCGUAUAACCGUAACGUUUUCCAACCAGAAAGCGUGCCUGAGAGUGGAUCAGAGAGCGAUAUAUGA
Messenger RNA from Talaromyces marneffei, 1131 nucleotides. RefSeq lists its product as uncharacterized. Gene Ontology annotation, molecular function: oxidoreductase activity, acting on the CH-OH group of donors, NAD or NADP as acceptor. The coding region runs from base 1 to 1131 and encodes 376 amino acids. The transcript has 2 exons. Lineage: Eukaryota; Fungi; Ascomycota; Eurotiomycetes; Eurotiales; Trichocomaceae. The record is from RefSeq and is a predicted model, not a curated record.